Messenger RNA from Dictyostelium discoideum AX4, 183 nucleotides. RefSeq lists its product as hypothetical. The transcript has 3 exons. Lineage: Eukaryota; Evosea; Eumycetozoa; Dictyosteliales; Dictyosteliaceae. The record is from RefSeq and is a predicted model, not a curated record. Bases 1 to 183 code for a protein of 60 amino acids.
AUGGAAAACAUUUUAUUUUUUAUUUCUAAAUUUUAUUUUUUUAUUUUUCUAUUAUAUUUUUUAUUUUUUUUUAUUUAUUUUAUUUUAUUUUUACUUUUUUUAUUUUAUUUUUACUUUUUAUUUAUUUUAUUUUUAUUUUUAAUUUUAUUUUUAAAUUUAUUUAUUUUAUUUAGAACAAUUUGA